This is a messenger RNA of Heterobilharzia americana, 2071 nucleotides long. The record is from the annotation of a GenBank genome assembly. NCBI's taxonomy places the organism in Eukaryota, Metazoa, Platyhelminthes, Trematoda, Strigeidida, Schistosomatidae.
CUUCAAUAAACUGGGAAAUUUGACUUUUAAGCUGAUCAAAGAUACGACCCAAUUACCGAGCCCAAAUACUAGGUUUUAGAGUAUUUUUGACAUUAAUACCCUGUGUUUAUGUAUCAUGAGUAAUACUUGAAGGAUGUGAUGCGGUUUUUUGGACCGAUAAACAAUAUUAUCACAAGUAAAAGCCUUAAUAAUAGUCCUUUAUCACUAACAAAUAUCCAGCUAUCAUUUAUAAGGGAUUUUAUAAAUUCAGCAGAUAUUAUAAAACUGGAGUUUUGUGUUAUGGAUAACUCUAAAACAGAUAUUACUGAAGCCAAUAAAGAAAGCAGUCCACCAAAAUCUGGUGAAAUGCUUUGUACAGCUGCAAACCUUAUGGCUCCAUUGUCACACUUAUCAAGUGCACAGGCCACAAAGGUAGACCCAUUGGGUCUUGUUAUUGCAAAACGCAAACGUAAAGAAAUGGCCGAUCCUCAAAUUGCUGAAGCCAUACUUUCUGCAUCUAAACUACCACCACCAACAGUACCAGAAACAUCAGACACAGCAGAUGUUCCAGAAGAGCUGUUACAAAUAUUAGCAUUGGCAAAGGAUUAUGACAAAGAUGAUACAACAAAUGUUGAUUUUUUUAAGAAUUAUUCUUUGAUUCAGUCAAAAAAGUCUCUUAUCCCUCAAAUUGAUGAUGUAAGACAGACAAAACGUGGGCGUUUGCGUAAAUUUAUAUCACUAAAAAAGUAUUUUUCAGCUAAAGAUUCUAUGGAUGACAAUGAAGAAACUCAUAUUUUAGUACAAAAUUCAGUGCAUACUGAUGAAGACUGGUUUAUGGAAAGUUUUCUUCACGUCUUGUGCAUUUUUCUAAUCAUAUUAACACUACCAAUUUCGCUCAUCUUUUGUCUGAAGGUAGUGACACAUUAUGAACGUGCCGUACUUUUUCGUCUUGGCAGACUUGUUUCAGCUACAGCUAAAGGACCAGGAUUAAUAUUUGUUUUGCCCUGCCUAGACCGUUACCGUGUUCUGGAUUUACGUACAUUCACAUUCGAUGUGCCUACACAAGAAGUUCUUACCAAGGAUUCAGUUACAGUCGUCGUAAAUGCGGUAGUGUAUUAUCGUGUGAGAGAUCCUGUGCGGGCUGUAGUUAAUGUUGAAGAUGCAAAUCGUGCUACCCGAGUUCUUGGACAGACAACCUUACUUAAUGUACUAGGCACUGUAAAUUUGGACGAAUUACUGACUGCUAGAGAAGAUAUUGCGGCUUUAAUGCAGGAAUGUUUAGAUUCAGUUACAGAAGCGUGGGGUGUGAAAGUUGAGAGAGUUGAAAUCAAGGAUGUCCGAUUGCCCAUUCAACUUCAAAGGGCGAUGGCGGCAGAAGCAGAGUCCGUAAGAGAGGCGACCGCAAAAGUUAUAGCAGCUGAAGGAGAAAUGCGUGCUUCUGGUGCUUUGAAAGCGGCUGCUGUAGAAAUUAAACAACAUCCAAUCGCUAUGCAGUUACGCUAUUUACAGACAGUAAACAGUAUUUCAUCGGGGAAGCAAUCAACAAUAAUUUUUCCUGUCCCUCUAGACUUAACAUCAUUGUUUUAUAUGCAGCACGAUCAUAUUUUAUGUGCAGAUAUUUUUCAGAAAGAAGCUUUAAGAAUGAAGAAUAAACUGCAGCAUUUAAACCAAAAUGAUGAAGAAGGAAGCGAUGAUUUUGAAAACAUGACGCAGGGAAAAGAUGAUACAUGCAAACUGCCAGAUGGAAUUAAUAUUUUAUCAACAUCGUUUAAGGUACCCCAUCGAAUGUCAGGUGAUGAUUUCAUGGAAACAUUAUCACAAAUUGUCUAAUAUAGUGCUGGAAUAAUCAAAAUUCAAACUCUACAGCAUACUGUAAACCAUCAAUUUUCUAUAAAUCACCUUUUUUCAACAUACUGCCUUCAUUACACUGAUUAGGGUGUCAUAUAUUCUUGUAUAUAGUCAAAUGUUUUUAAUAGAAUUACAGAAAUUCACUUAAACAUAUACAUACAUUUACAUAAUAGAUCAUAUAAGUAACUAAUAUUUUUAUGUUUUUCACAAGUAGCUGAAGUAGAAAUAAAUUUUCUGUGACGAA